This is a messenger RNA of Hemiscyllium ocellatum (epaulette shark), 2081 nucleotides long. It is a transcript of the gene ywhaqa, whose product is annotated as tyrosine 3-monooxygenase/tryptophan 5-monooxygenase activation protein, theta polypeptide a. Gene Ontology annotation, biological process: signal transduction. Bases 285 to 1118 code for a protein of 277 amino acids. The transcript is spliced from 6 exons. The record is from RefSeq and is a predicted model, not a curated record. Gene Ontology annotation, cellular component: cytoplasm. Lineage: Eukaryota; Metazoa; Chordata; Chondrichthyes; Orectolobiformes; Hemiscylliidae.
GGCGGGGCCUGAGCCAGCCGUCAAGGUGGAGCGUUAGGGAGGAUCCUUUUUUGUCCGCUUUCCUCGGCUGGAGCCUGUCCAUUUGAGGAGCAGCUGAACGGGAGGAAGUGACAGAGGGAGGAAAAAGUAGUGAGCAACACAAGAGAAAGUCCUCCAGUCUUUGCCUGCACCACCAACCAACCCCCCCCCCCCACACACUACCACCUCCUCUGAGUAUACCCUCCCCACCACCCCCCUUUUCCCCCCCCCCCCCUCCCCCCGAGCUCGAUCAGAGCCGGAGAGCCAUGGAGCACGCAGCGCAGGAGAAGGUGGCCGACCAGGAGAAGCCGGCCGAGCAGUGCAAGGCGGCCGAGCAGGUCGCCUGCAACCCGUCGAACGAGGAGAAUGUCCAGAUGGCCAAGCUGGCCGAGCAGGCCGAGAGGUACGAAGACAUGGCCAAGUUCAUGAAAGCGGUGGCCGAGUGCGGCAACGGGCUGACGAUCGAGGAGAGGAACCUGCUGUCGGUCGCCUACAAGAACGUGGUGGGGUCCCGCAGGGCGUCCUGGAGGAUCGUCUCCAGCAUGGAACAGAAGUCCGACGAUGAGAAGUGCCAACUGGACCUAACCCAAUCUUACCGACGCACAAUCGAAACGGAGCUUACUCAAAUCUGCAAAGAAGUCCUGGAACUGUUGGAUAAUAAUUUAAUUCCCAAGUCGUGUAACUCAGAAGGCAAAGUCUUCUACCUAAAAAUGAAGGGUGAUUACUAUCGGUACCUUUCUGAAGUUGCGUUGGGAGAUCAAAGAAAAGAAACAAUAAUGAAUGCUGAACAAGCCUACCAGGCAGCCUUUACUAUCAGUAAAGAUGAUAUGCCAUCAACACAUCCGAUUCGUUUGGGUCUUGCACUUAAUUUCUCGGUGUUCUUCUAUGAAAUUCUCAACUGUCCAACCCGUGCCUGUGACCUGGCAAAAGAAGCAUUUGAUCUGGCUAUUCAAGAUCUGGAUAUUCUUCAAGAUGAUAGCUAUAAAGACAGCACCCUCAUUAUGCAGUUGCUUAGAGACAACCUUACAUUGUGGACAAAUGAGAAUUCAGGAUCAGCUGAUCCUGAGCUCCAAGCAACUGAGCCUGGAGAAAACAACUAAAUGUGUGUAGGGUCCAAUCCAAAUCCUUUUUACACAUCUGUUUCUUACUUCUCAAUUCCUAUAACAAACUUGUCAGUACUGUAUGAAUAGCUAUGUAUGGAAAAUUCCCAAUUUAGUCUUAUACACAUCAUUGCUAUAAAAUAAUCCAUCCCUUGGUUUGUGUUGAUGGUUGUCUGCCUUCCCAGUGUGCAGUUACUGCUGUAUAAGCAUAUAUAGUUAACUUUAUAACAAGUAACCUCCAUGUAGAGGAAAAUCUUUAAUAUUAUAAAGAAAUACUUGCAGUGUUUGUAUUGUGAACAUAAUUGGUAGAAAUUUGCUGCACUAGACAGUAUUUGGAUUAUAUUGCAUUUUUUUACUUGCUCCCACACUUCACCCUCCUAUGUUUGAAGUUAUCCUGCUGAUAUUGGCAAGUGUGCAUCAUCUACUCUUCCUUAAAACCUCUUGAAAUGCGAAUACUAUUUGCAGCAUAAAGCAAAGUAACUGUGCACGCACCCCUCUACUCUGCAGGAGAACUUGCCUUAUGUUCUGCAAUAAAAUGACAAGCUAUUUUGUAAAAUUGAGAUUGAAGGCAUUGAUAAAUGUACAAUCAAGUUGAAGUAUGUUAAAUUUUUUUUGGAAUUCAGUAAAUCUUCACUUUUUUUUAAAAGAAACAAAGCAACACUUGUCUGUUAUGGUGUUCACUUGUGUUCUGUUGCAGCGUGUUUCUACUAAAGUUUGAUGUUGUGCUGAUGAAUUAUCACCAGCAUGACUCUUUGAUACACUGGAAUGGGAAACACAAUUUUCCUCAUUUGUGCCCACUAUCUUUUUUUUUAAAAGCAUAGUAUUUCUUUGCAGAUUUGUGCACAUGUAAGGGAUGUUUAUUGAGAUUUGGACCACUAAUUACUAAUCAUUCAUUAUUAUUCCCAAAAGCCUUGUGGAAAUGUUAAUGCCCUAUGUAACACAAUAAAUGUUUUGUAAACCAUA